AUGCCACCAGUACCGAUUUAUGUGAAAGGUGGAAGCUGGUCCAACAUCGAGGACCAGAUCCUGAAAGCAGCAAUAGAAAAAUAUGGAACGCAUCAGUGGAGCAAGAUUGCCUCACUUUUACAAAAAAAAACUGCCCGUCAAUGCGAACUGCGAUGGACAGAGUAUUUGAACCCAAGUCUCGAUUUCACACCUUUCUCGAAGGAGGAGGACGCGAAGCUCCUCGAAAACGUCAGAAGACUCCCGAAUCAAUGGAGAACCAUCUCAGAUGCAAUGGGCCGCACGCCACAAGUAUGCAUUGACCGUUACAACGUGCUUCUGGAAGGCACAGACUCUGAAGUCAAGCUCGGUAGCUCUUUAGACUUGGAAGCCGGUGAUAUCGAUCUACACGCCGAAAGCAGACCGGCAAGGCCAGAUCCAUUGGAUCUCGAGUCAAUGGACAAAGAGAUGCUCGCAGAAGCCCGCGCGAGACUCCUGAAUACACAAGGAAAAAAAGCUACGAGGAAAAUACGAGAGCGGAUGCUUGAGGAGAGCAAAAGGGUAGCUCAGCUGCAAAAGAGACGUGAAUUGAAGCAAGCAGGUAUCGAUACCAAAAUUAAGGCUCCUCGAAAGAAGUUUUCAACGCAAAUAGACUAUAAUGCGGACAUCGUAUAUGAACGGGAACCCGAAAGCGGACCCUACGACACAACAUUGGAGGAUGAGCGGAGUGCAAAAGCCGUAAGAGCUUUUGAGAAAUCCGUGGAACGUAAGGGUUUGCAAGAAAGUGGACGAGGGAACAAAGCGAAGAGGAAACGAACGCACGAAGAGGCAGCAACAAAGGUAAGCCAAAGUGACGUUGUUACAGACAAUUUCAAGAAACCCAAGCUCACCUUACCACCGCAAGAGAUAGUCCAUGAAAGAGCGAUCAAGCGUUCGAAACGAAGCAUUUUGAAACUAUUUGCUCGACUUCCGCAGCCCAAAAAUGACUUUGAACUAGAAUUGGAUGACGACUUUGGUGACAUUGACGACAAAAAUAGUCUGAACGAAGAUGUGCAAACUGACACUCAUAGCCCAGUUGAAGGUGGCAUUUUAGUCGAAGAUAUUGAACCGAGCCCCAAGGCCUUUUCUGAUCUGCGAGCCGGUCUUCCUCUUCCUAAACCGAUAGAAUCUCCUUCGAAUCCUGUAGAGCACGAGUAUAAUGAGCUUAUAAGGUCCGCACUGAAUCCGACCUUUGUCCACGAUGAAAGUCUUUUGUUCAAAUCCACCAAAGAAAAGUUGCAGCAAUUUCUUCCUGACAGCACGCCUGAAAAGUCGUACAUUGACCAUGCUGUUCGACUGAUAGAAGGUGUCAAGCAUUCAGAAACACCAGAUGCGCAGGAACUCCAAGAACUACAGUCACGUCUUCAAGGUCUUCAGGACGCUAUCGACGAAGUAGGGUAUUUCAGAGACAAGAACCAAGAUACCAGUACCACAAUUUUUUCGGAACUGCUGCCAAACAUUGCUGAACUUCGCCACACAUACUCUGUGAACUACAAAAAGUAUCAGAACGAAUACUAUGCUUGUCAAGUCAGGCGAGACAAAUUACAAAAGCAUCUUAUCGAAGUUGGGGUCGAGAAACAGAUUUGA
Messenger RNA from Lachancea lanzarotensis, 1602 nucleotides. RefSeq names its product LALA0S01e04984g1_1 (gene CEF1). Gene Ontology annotation, cellular component: Prp19 complex; spliceosomal complex. NCBI's taxonomy places the organism in Eukaryota, Fungi, Ascomycota, Saccharomycetes, Saccharomycetales, Saccharomycetaceae. The transcript has a single exon. The coding region runs from base 1 to 1602 and encodes 533 amino acids. Gene Ontology annotation, biological process: mRNA splicing, via spliceosome. The record is from RefSeq and is a predicted model, not a curated record.